AUGCGCACUCUCACUCACACUCUCACGCGCUCUCUCACGGGCACUCUCACGCGCUCUCUCACGCGCUCUAUCAAGGCGCACUCUCAGGCGCACUCUCCCGCGCGCUCUCUUGCGCUCUCUCUCCCGCACUCUCAUGCGCAUUCUCUCUCUCACGUGCUUUCUCUCGCGCACUCUCAUGCACAUUCUCUCUCUCACACGCUCUCUCACGUGCACCCUCACACGCUCCCUCACACGCUUUCUCACACGCUCUCACACACGCUCUCUCACGCGCACUCUCACGCGCUCUCUUACGCACAUUCUCUCUCUCACAAGCUCUCUCACGCGCACCUUGUCACGCUCCCUCACACGCUCUCUCACGCGCUCUCACACGGGCUCUCUCAUGCGCACUCUCACGCGCUUUCUGACGCGCUCUAUCAAGGUGCACUCUCAGGCGCACUUUCACACGCUCUCUCUCGCGCUCUCUCUCCCGCACUCUCACGCGCAUUCUCUCUCACGUGCUUUCUCUCACGCACUCUAACGCACAUUCUCUCUCUCACACACGCUCUCUCACGCGCACCCUCACACGCUCUCUCGCGCGCUCUCACACGCACUCUCACACGCACUCUCACACGCAAUCUCUCAUGCGCACUCUCACGCGCUCCCUCACGCGCUCUAUUACGCUCUCUCACGCGCUCUCUCAUGCGCUCUAUCACGCGCCCUCUCAUGCGAUCCCUCACGCACUCCCUCACGCGCUCUCUCAAGGUGCACUCUCAGGCACACUCUCAUGCGCUCUCUCUUGCGCUCUCUCUCCUGCACUCUCACGCGCACUCUCACGCACCCUCUCUCGUGCUCUCCCUCCUGCACUCUCAUGCGCAUUCUCUCUCUCAUGUGCUUUCUCUUGCGCACUCUCACGCAGAUUCUCUCUCUCACAUGCUCUCUCACGCGCACUCUCACACGCUCCCUCACACGCUCUCUCACACGCUCUCACACACGCUCCCUCACGCGCACUCUCACGCGAUCUCUCUCACGCACAUUCUCUCUCUCACACGCUCUCUCACGCGCACCCUGUCACGCUCCCUCACACGCUCUCUCACGCGCUCUCACACGCGCUCUCUCACACGCACUCUCACGCGCUCUCUGACGCGUUCUAUCAAGGCGCACUCUCAGGCGCACUCUCACACGCUCUCUCUCGCGCUCUCCCUCCCGCACUCUCACGCGCGUUCUCUCUCUCAGAAGCGAGUCCCCUCCUAG
Molecule: messenger RNA, 1230 nt
Organism: Closterium sp. NIES-65
Lineage: Eukaryota; Viridiplantae; Streptophyta; Zygnematophyceae; Desmidiales; Closteriaceae
Source: the annotation of a GenBank genome assembly